AUGCGGUCUGUCCCGCUGCCACUGCUGCUCCUCUGCCUGAGCCUGUGCACCCACUGCCUGCGCCGCGGGCAGCCGCUGCCAGGGGGAGGCACCAACGUGGAGAAAAGGCCCCUGGAUGACAACAUGCGGGAGGCAGAAAGCCUCAUCCUUCAGUCUGUCCUCAAGAAAUCUGAGGAAGAAAAGAUCAAUAAAGAAUCAAACACCCCUCUGCCAGAAUGGCUUUCUAAAAGACAACACCCUGGAAAGAGGUAUAUAAGUGACCUGGAGAAGAGACAGCAUCCUGGGAAAAGAGAGGAUGCGGAAGAAUCAUCUUAUGGAGACAUUCAGAAGAGACAGCAUCCAGGGAAAAGAGAAGAAGAAGGCAGCCUUGCCCGUUACCUGGAGCUGAAAAAGCGACAGCAUCCUGGCAGACGGUCAUUGUGGGACCAGCACGCUGACACCCCGAGCGCACAGCUAACCUACUUGAAUGAGUUAUCCAAAAGACAGCACCCAGGCAAAAGGUAUCUGCCAUAUAAGCUUCAGCAUCCUGGCAGUAGAGGCUGGAAUGAUGAGCAAGACCUAAGGGACCAGCAUGUGGAGAAACGCCAGCAUCCUGGGAAAAGGUACUUGGAUACUAAAAACCCAGAAUAUGCAGCCCCCUGUGACUUUCAGGAGUCCUCCAGCUGCAAUGAAGGCAGCUUAUUGCUUGAUUUAGUGGAAGAUGUCAGCAGGGUAGAAGAAAAACGUCAGCACCCAGGAGGGGGAUUAGCAUGGGAGAGUGAAGCAGAGGAAUGA
This is a messenger RNA of Tinamus guttatus (white-throated tinamou), 774 nucleotides long. RefSeq names its product thyrotropin releasing hormone (gene TRH). Gene Ontology annotation, biological process: histamine metabolic process; positive regulation of insulin secretion; eating behavior. Gene Ontology annotation, molecular function: thyrotropin-releasing hormone activity. The record is from RefSeq and is a predicted model, not a curated record. Gene Ontology annotation, cellular component: extracellular region; secretory granule. NCBI's taxonomy places the organism in Eukaryota, Metazoa, Chordata, Aves, Tinamiformes, Tinamidae.